AUGGACCCUUACCUAUCGCGGACGCUCACGUCACUCACACGAGGCAAGAUCUACGAGCUCAAAAAGCAGUGCGAUGUUACACAAGCCUCCGGGACCGUGUCGCGAAUCUUCUUUGCCAGCGCCAAACGACUCGUUCCAGAACUGAACCAUGACGGGACACUUCUGAAUAUCGAACACUGGGUUGAGCAAGCACGAUUCGACACUUCAAUCCCAACCGAAAAACUCGAAGACUUCGAGGAUCAUCUGCGCAAUCAGCUCGAGACCUAUAGUCGGAAACACAACCUCGCCGGUUUAUACUCGCAUCUUCUCACGGAGUGGAUGAACCCACCCAUACCAACAAACCGAGAAUGA
This is a messenger RNA of Penicillium argentinense, 351 nucleotides long. Its product is annotated as reverse transcriptase. Bases 1 to 351 code for a protein of 116 amino acids. The transcript has 2 exons. The record is from RefSeq and is a predicted model, not a curated record. Lineage: Eukaryota; Fungi; Ascomycota; Eurotiomycetes; Eurotiales; Aspergillaceae.